Messenger RNA from Pomacea canaliculata, 6295 nucleotides. RefSeq lists its product as uncharacterized. The transcript has 5 exons. The record is from RefSeq and is a predicted model, not a curated record. NCBI's taxonomy places the organism in Eukaryota, Metazoa, Mollusca, Gastropoda, Architaenioglossa, Ampullariidae. Bases 1645 to 3078 code for a protein of 477 amino acids.
GCAGUUUGUUUUUAAUGACUUGUGGAUGUCUGUUGUUCGCGAAAGGCCUGAUGUGCACGAGCUAAGACGGGGAAGGAGGGAGAGAGCAGGGGAAGGAGUGAUUAGCAAUUUUCACAUUUCGUAGGAUAAAAGUCUUUGUGUAGGAUGCGAUCUCACAACCGCUUGUUACCAAUAUAGAAACCCAUCUCUGUGGAAGUAACCACCCUACUUCUCCCCAUCCCAAAAAAAAAAAAAAAAAAAAUUAGGGCAGUUUUUCUUGUUUUUGGUCUACUUUCCGCCUAAUAACAUUAUGUCGUUGUGGCAACCAGCAACCGUUCAUUAUCUUUCUCAAAUAAAGGAAGACAGCGCUUAUGACGGAGCUCAGGUGCUGCUGCAGACGACAGGCGGACACGCAGGUUUUCGAGAGGAGGGGAAGGCAGAGGGAGAGGGAAAUGGCUGACAAGAGGACGUGGAUGAACACGAGUUUUAGUUCCCAGUUAACCGAACAAAGUGGUCCUUCUGCGAAACAUCGUUACGAGGGUCCUCGGGGUUGUGGGGACGGGGAGAAGGAGAGCAUAGGAGUAGCCUACACACCACCACCCUUACUGUAGGAGCCAGUCUCCAACGCUCAGUGCACCCUAACAGACUCAAGUAGUAAAGCCGUCACAACUCGCCACGAAGGUGCUUCCCACCGUCCAGACAAUUAACUGCCAGCCAUUAUUCUUUCCUACCACCACCACCUCUCCCUUCCAUCCCUCCCUCAAUGCUGCGGUGUCUGCCUGCAGGCUGCCAACUGCGUUACUCACAGGUGAGGCGUGCGACACUAAGUGUAGGACGGAGGGUGAGGGCUGCCUGCAGUCGCACAGCGCCGGGGGAAGAGGUUCGUCAGGCGGUGAGGAGAGCACGACUGAUGGGGCUCUCUCUCUUUCGUUGGAGGGAGGGGUGGGGAAACAGGCCGAGGGAUUGUCCCACCUCCACACGAGAUCAGCGGUUUAGUUUCGUAGAGACUGACUGCCUAGGUGUGCGGGAUCAGGCGCAGGUAGGUGAUUCUCAACCAAGUCGCAUCUCACGACAGCGCUGGUGAACAGAAAAGACUGGAGAAGAGAAGUUGAAGGGGGUGCGACUAAUGAUAGAUGAAUUGCUGGUCGUCAACCAGGUAUUGUUGCUGUACCCCGCCCUCGUCUAGGGGAAGACAGCUGUCACAGGCUGUACAUACGUCACCCAGCGUGUCGCCACGUGACAGGUGGCAGGUGAGAUCCGUGCGUUGUGUGUAGGUAAGACUAUCCUCAGCAGACAGAAGGAAACCAACACAAGACGCUGCCCAGCGUCACACGACAAUGGUUUCCCAGUGACUAAGACUUCAAAAACUCCGUCGGAACUAUGUUCCUGCCUCAUUGCUCAUAUCCCAGGGCUUGAACCAGUCAUGCGUGAGUUUCCGGUGCGUGCCAGGACGACAGAGAUACAGAGACACAUCGCACUGAACGUCUGGCUGCGAGAUAGACGGACAUCACAAGCUCACGGCACGUCUGACCAAGGUAGAGCUCACCACCAGUAACAGCCCUACAUCCUAUUGAUCGAUGAACGCCACAGAUUUGAAACACACGUCCAGGACACAUGGCACAGCUGGCCUAGGAGUAGCUCCUGAGAUAUACCGCACACCCUGUGAUGUCAUCGUUCAUUGACUUUCUGCCCUCAAGAAUGACUGACUACACCACACCACCAUCAGCAGCUGCCACAACAGGAGAGUCCAACACCGUCUUCGGUUACAUGCGCAAGAUUCGUUUUCGUCGCCAACGCUGCUGGCGUCGUCGUCGUCGUUGCCAGGUCUGGAUCCCAUUCUCAAAGACUUCUGGUCCGGCUUCCCCUGUCCCACCGCCCUGGAACACAGGGCUUCUGUUGAAGGUGAACUGGACCUCGUGCGUGGGGCAGGCGGUGGGCCAGCGCCUCAUGAUGUUCAUGGCGGACCGAUGCAACAUCCACCUGGACAGCACCACCUUCGGACCCCCCGGUGUCGGCCGCGACCCGACGAAAGGGAGGGACGGACUCGGAGAGGAGGCGACGGAAGGAGGAGUGCGGAAGACGUGCGACACGGCCUGUCACGUGCUCCUCGUGCUGCUCAGCGUCCUCGUCGUGGUAGGAGUCGUCGCUGUCACCUGCUUCAUCCUUGCACAGGUGAACAUUUUUGUCAUGCAGCGGUCCAAGAGGAAAGAUCAAAGGGCCAACGGACAGCCGCACGCGGGUGGUGGGGUCGGCGCUGGUGAGGGUCGGACGUACUACGCUGGCAUUCACUACGCCUCGGCCUCUGUCGUCAGCAGGGAAAAUGAGCGGCCCUUACCACCAUGUCCGGAGGGUGCGGCUGGUAGUUGGGGCAUGCCACCCGCGGUCCUGCCACGUCAGCUGCAAGCAUACGUCUACAACCCCAGUGACAGCGACAGCGCCCCCAGCGAGCGGCGCUUCCAUCUGCACCUGUGUCCCAUGAACAGUCGGGUGGCCUACCGUGUCAUGCACCCGAGCUGUUCACCCGGUCAAGCCGAUAGCGACACGUCGCACGUGUAUGACUACAUCUCCGACACGGAGUCCGUGCGGUGGCGAGGCUUCAACACGAGGGGCAGAGGGGUGUCCGCGGAGUAUUGCACGUGCGACGACGGAAUUGUUGCGGUCGCUUGUGUUGGUGGAAUUGGCGGCGGACUGACCCCGGGUUUGUCGGAAGGUUACCAUAGUGACCAUGACCACAUCACACCGCAGCAACGGGCACUCAAAGGGGAAGUCCGAAAAGCAGAUGACCGGAUGGGCGCAAGUGAGAGGAAGAAGGAUGAUGAGGAGGAUACGACGACGGACGCCAGCAGCAACGAGGUGGACCGUCGCCAUGCCCUCCUCCCGCGGUCCCUGCACGCGUGCGGCACAAGUUCGAAUCCUAAACGCGGUCCCCGUAGUUCGUUCAACGGGGGUCUGGUGGACGGUUCUGAAUGUGACGACACUGAUGACGAUUUCCCACACGAAUCGGACCUGUCCAGGGGGCGCUCCAAUCGCGCCAACGCUCUAGCUCUACAUCCGGGCUAUUUUCUGGAUUAUUUUGACAAAGACACGUCUACUGUGUGAGCUCUGGGCUCUGAGUGAACGCCGUGUGGGUUCCUCUGAGCAAAGAGCUGUCGUACAAAGUGAAUGUGAAGCUAAACACUUGGUGAAAGUGGAAACUGCGAGCAACGAAAUGAGAACUUCAACGCUUUUUUUUCCUUUUUUUUUUUUUUUUGAAAGUUAAUGGGCGUUCCGUUGGUUUGCUGAAGCCAGCAGCGAUCCCAUGUUCAGUGCCUAGAGGACCUUAACGAUGACACGAGAUCGUGGGAAAUAAACGACACUGUCAGCAUUCCCACAUCUCAUAUUCCAACAUGUCUCACAUUCCCACAUCUGUCAUAUCUUCGUUAUUGUAUCAGCAUUCCUACAUAUCUUAUAUCUUCAUCUGUUUGAGGUCUUGAGCAUGAAUGUUUAUUUUGGUUGGAACAGGUGAUAACUCCACAAAAUCGAGCACACUGCCAAACUACGCGCGUAAUUAUAUGCUUAUGCAACUUCUUGUUUCCAGCUUUUGUUACAUUUAGUUCUAUGUGAUUUCCUUGCAGAAUUUUUUAUAAGAGUAUUAAAUCGCCGUCUUGUCUCAAAUCUUGCCACUACAUCUAAUCUUUUUGCAAAGAGCAUGACUUUUUUUUUUUUUGAAACAGGGGCAUUGUUUACCUGUGUUGUUAUGUAUCAAACAAUGUCGCUUUCGAAAGACUUCUCGAAGACAGCAAAUAAAUAAUGGAGAAAUUAACUGCUUCCAUGCACUGGUAUAUGACAGAUGUAUGCAAGUGAAAUGAACUUUUAGGAUAACUUCAAGAACCUGAUGACACGAAGCAUUGAAAAGUUGCUGGGAAAAAGGCAGUAGUGUGUUACUAAGCUGACGGAUAGUGUUGUAUUAACAGGUAUAAAAUGUUGCUAACGGGGCGCAUUAAUAACGAAGAUAGUCGGGAACAUGAAACAAAGCCGGACUGCUAACAUGAUGACUGUUACAAACGGCUGCCACACUGCUAAUUAACAAAUGCAAUAGCUGAUGGGAUAGGGUUGCCCUAAGGGAAUUGAAUCUUAAUGGUGGUCACGCUCAUACAUCGACAAAGCAGUAGCUAUGAGACAGAUGGUGGCUAUCCAGCUAUAGUAAUAGGAAUACUGCCAGACAGCUAGUAAUAACAAUACUGCCACACAGCUAGUAACAACAAUACUGCCAGAGAUUUAACAAAAGUUCAAAGCCAACCUAGGGCCGGAGGUGAUGUCGUGCACGUUACCUACGCGCGUUCUCGCUUCAUUGGCUCCAUAGUCGCAUCGUGGACAACUCUGUAGUCUUUUUCAGUCAUGCAUGCAGACGGGUGCACAGCAACAUUUCUCUGUACUUCUGUCCUUUGCUUGAGUGGCUCUAACAGUCGGGCACAACUUUCUAAGUACAUGUCUCUCCAUCCAUGCUUCUAAGAGCGCGUCCUUCUAGCUUUGGUUCCAUUCUAAGUUUGCUUGAAAAUGGUCCUUUUUAAUGAUCGUUCUACUGGUGUCCAAAAUAUAUUUUGAAAAGCUGUAUUAAAUGCUUUUAACCUGCUGCCUUAAAACAUAACUGAGCAGCUGAUGACCCUGGCAGUUCAUCCGUUAGUGACGUCCCAACAACUGACGUUUGAUCUCUUCCCUAAACACAAUUAAGAAUUAGGCUGUUCAAAUAAUUGAGUUACUUGCUAAUAUUCUAAAAUACUUUCAUCUUAUAAUGAACUCAUACACCUAAAAAUGAUGUUAAAACUCGUUCUGUACUGCUCCACAGAAGGGCUUUGAACUUUUGCAAUUCAUGGGCUGGCGGGACGGAGGUAAUGUUAACACUUCUUCGACAGAAAAUAACCAAGACCAUAAACUGUUUUGUUGUUGUCUACACACUGAGCUAGUAUGGAGGCAGCCAGGCAAGAGAGGCAGUUAAAUCCAAGACGAUAAAACAGUUUUCAGACCUCUCCCAGCAGUGAUUGUACCGGCUACACAGUGACCGCCACACCCAAUAAAUCCUCUGCUUUGUUGCCCAGAGAGAGAGAGACUGUUUCAUAGCUCACUCUACUGCCACCAAUCCUCCCGUUCUCAAGAUGGCUGCGCAGUUCUUCGUCGACUAACGGAGGUGCAAGUUUCUCUUGCUGGGCCCUCCUGGCUUAUUUACGGCCCUCGGCUUCCAGUUGUAUCUGAAGUCGUCUACUUUGCAGCCAGGUGCUACUUGGUACAGGUGUGUACCUUCACACGCUACACAGUCACUAGUAAUAGGUCUCUAAGCCCACUUGUAAUUGUUGUAAGUGCAGUUGCGAAUCAAACAGAGUUUGCUUGUUGCUGUCCCUACUUCAGAAUACAGUGAAGGUUGGUUGUCUUGGGUUCAACACCAGUCCCGACCCCUCCCCAUGUCAGGAGAUGUCUUUUAUCAUGGAUUAUGGAAGUUGAUGACCCGUAACCGUGCCCUUCUUGUCCUGUAGAUAAAGUAACGGUUUCCAGUGGUGAGUCAAGCGGUCAUAGUAGCAACGGCUUUCAAUAGGACACAGCAGAUAAAGAGAUCAGAGCAUUCCAACUCUUUUCAACUCAGCAGGGAGAACUGACCGCCAGGCCUUGAGUGGAGUUUGAAAUGCCCCUAACUGUGAUCACUUGACAGUUAGGGGAGACCAGAGAACAGCGGGUAGCGAGACUUGGAGUCUGGUAACAAUUCAUCGGGUGGACGAAACGGCUCCAGACUACCGUUAGUACAGUCAGUUCCACUGCUUUGUCACUGAGCCAUGUGGUGGCUGAGUGUCCGAAACUAACGAACAUGUGAGGGAAGAGAAAGAGCUGAAAUUAUUUUAAAUUUUGGUCAGUGAGCUUACUACCAAUAUUGAUUCACAUUUUAAAAUUUACUAUGAUAUAUGGCUAAUUAGACUCGCAAAAUCGAAGUCUUAUAAAGUUAUUUGAUAAUGCAUUCCGAAUCAGCGCUUUGUCCAGUUCGAGGUUUCAUCGGUAAGUACCGACGGGAUAAAGCCUAACAGUAAGUACACGAGUAAGCAAAGAACCGAGUCUGUAAACAAUAUAGCUGAAUUGCUCGAUGGUGUUUGUAGUGGUUCGCACACACAGGUUGAUGAGGUACAGUGGUAGCCUGCAUUCCUUCGUUACAAACUUUGAGAUGUUUGUGUGAUGUGUGGCUGGUAAAGGGGUUUUCUCACCCCACCCUGUUGAGAUGCUCAAGUCAAGGGAUGGGAGAAAGAGUGAGUCAUGGUGUAAAGCCAGCGUAGGACACGGAGAUGCGCCCCCUUAUUUU